CGAGAUUGUUAUGCGGUCAAUAACCGGGCCUCUUCAUACCUCGAUAGGGAUGUGCAGCAGUGUAUUCUAUGGCAGCUGUUUGAAAUGUAUGGAAAUGUAUUGUUGCAUAUCGUGAACAGUGUCUGCUGAAGAUUUAAUUGUUAUAAAUUAAGAAAGAAAGGAGUAUGGAGAAUGAUGAACUUUCGUCAGCGGAUGGGAUGGAUCGGUGUGGGGCUGUACCUGCUGGCUAGCGUUGCUGCAGUUUACUACGUCUUCGAGAUUAACCAGACGUAUAACCGGCUCACCCUAGAGCACAUCAAGCAGACUCCUGAGGAGCCCCAGCCUGGGGAAUCCUCGUGGGCUCACAGCCUGAAGAGCCGUCUGCUCUCCUUCCCCUUCUGGUUAUGGGCCACCAUUUUCCUAAUCCCCUACCUCCAGGUCUUUCUGUUCCUGUACUCCUGCACUCGAGCUGACCCCAAAACAAUAGGCUACUGCAUCCUCCCCAUCUGUUUAGCCGUCAUCUGCAACCGACAUCAGACAUUUGCCAAGGCCUCAAAUCAGAUCAGCAGGUUUCAGCUGAUUGAUACGUGAAAUAAAUCAUUAAAAAAAAAAAAACGACGACCAGUGAAGGAUUCUGGCACUUGAGAAAAUCAACACCAUGCUUAAAGGUCUAUUGCAGUUACAUUCUUGGAUUAUGGUGUGCUCUAACUUCUGGAAGACCAGUGUUGACUUUUGAAGGCCAAUGAGCCAACUAGUGAAACUGCUUGGGAGAGGGAAGGGGAUUUAAAUAUAUAUAUAUAUAUAUAUAUGUAAGGGGGAAGGGGUUACAUCUUGUUCUCUGUAGUACCCACACUGAAACAUGACAGGAAAUGGAACACAGUUAUAACAGGUCCAGAAUUUAAAAGCAUAUUGAGCCUGAGAUAACUACUUACUAUCCACCAAUUGAAGGUACUUUUGUAUUGUAUGUUACAGCAACAGUGGAAAUCAUUGUUAACUUGUCUUAUGUUAAAUUACCUGCACACUCCAAGCAUCACCUUACUUCUUUCCCUUUUUUAUGAUUCAAAUUUUUCGGAGCCUUUAAAAACUAAAAAAAAGGUUUUUUUUGGAUGAUCCAAGAUAAAGGAGACACUGUCUAACCCACCAGUGUUAUUGAUACAAUGUAAAGCAAAUUUAAAGUGAGGAAUCUGAUCACAAAGCUUGAGCAGUCUACUAGCCACACUGCAGUGUACAGUGCCAUAACCACUAAGCACAGACUCCCCAGGAUCUCUGCUUUUAUUAAGCCUUAUGUUUAUUUUGUGCUACAUUUACUAAGCUUUUUGUGCAUCAUGCUCUUUCAGGUUAAAUAGUUUUCAGCAAAAAAAUGCUUUUUAAUGAAACAUUUAAAUGAUUUCCCACAGCAUCAUUUUAUUCUACUUCAUAAAGGCAAAUUAGCCUAGUAGCAAUUCAUUUUGAAAGGCAAUUUACGUUGCUACUGUAUUUUAGUUCAAGAAUAGAAUUUGAGAUUUAAAAUUGAUAAAGCAGUUCAUUUUUUUUUUAGAAAAAAUUAUACACUGAACUAUUUAUUCAUUAUGACCUCUUGAAACUGUGCUUACAUUGUUAAUAUGAAAAGUGGAUAACAUUUGUCAUUAAAGGAUUAUGAAUAUUUCUAUCACUGUCAGUGUUAACUCACCGCUCAACAAUUUAGAUUUUAUCCAGACGGUAGUGUAUAAUAUGGUAAAAAAAAACAAAAAAAAAACAUAACCAUGUUUCUUUUUCAAAUUAAGUAAGUUUCAUAUUGUUAGCCUCUCUUUUCUGAUUGCAUUGCAUUGGCAGAGAAUGGUGACACAUUUUGUAAAAGGGUGUUUUAUCUGUUGAAUAGUAGGGUAUGGGCAUUCUACAUGCUUGUUUUCACAACUGCAUUCAAACACAGGGACAACUUGUGGUAUCAUUAAAGGCAAAAGCCAGGUUUAAACCCUCAGUAGUGUUCAUGUGAAAGCAUCAAUGUGUAUUUACUUUUUAAAUUUACAGUCAUGUUUGAAAAAAUCUACAUUCUCUUUUCUCCUCCUAUUUUACAAUACUAAAAGCAUGAAUGUAUUAAAAUGUAUUACCAGUAAAGCAGAGCUAUGAUAGUUGUUGUUGUUGCUCAUUGGGUAAGGUUUCUUAGACAUAUGCAUGAAAUUCUGAAUUAGCUUUUUUAUGUCUAGUAUUCUUAGGUGAUACUGUUCCUGCUAUAAUAAUUGGUAUAGUGGCUGAUUUUUUCAGUCCCCUGAUUCAGACUUAGAUAAUGAUUGUAUCCAAUUCUUGUGAUUUAAGGCACAUGCACUACCAAGCAAGCUACUGACUGUUAACCAAGGAUGUAUAGUUCCCUGAGCACGUGAUCAAGGCUGUAUUCCAAAGAUAAUGUGUUUCAUCUUAUAGUACCACAUACAACCUGCUAUUUGCCUUUGGAGAUAUUGCCCUUGUUUGGUUGGGGGUGGAGGUUUACUGUGGGUUUUAAAGGAAAACACUUUACCGUUUUGAUGCAGUUUAUUAUGGAAUGUCCAAUUGAAAUCAAACUUCUCUUAAGACUUUUAGAAAAAGGGUUACCAUCAGUGUUCAUGAUGAUAAAAAUAUUAAUUUUGGGGAACUUUGUUUUCUGCCCUUUAAAAAUAAUUGCACUGUGAUCAAAUAAAACUGCUUGGAUUUCUUUUUAUAAUAAUAAUAAUAAAAGUUUCAGAAGUUUA
Acipenser ruthenus (sterlet) is the source of this 2681-nucleotide messenger RNA. RefSeq names its product lysosomal enzyme trafficking factor. Lineage: Eukaryota; Metazoa; Chordata; Actinopteri; Acipenseriformes; Acipenseridae. The record is from RefSeq and is a predicted model, not a curated record. The transcript is spliced from 2 exons. Bases 172 to 570 code for a protein of 132 amino acids.